CUGGGUACUAGAGGUAGCAGCAAAAGUAGACUGUAGAGGGAGGUAUCCGCAGCAGAAGCAUCCCUAAUUGAAGCUCGCUUCUCUCCCAAUGGCUCCCAUCACGCAUGCCAUGCUCCAAAAGCGAGCUGAACACAACGAAGGAAUUGUCUCGACACUGAAGGAGGUGUCCCUGCACCAGCAGGACAUUGAGCGGAUUGAGGGCCUGGGCCAGCUGUGCCGCCAGCUGGAGAUCCUGUACCUACAAAACAACCUGAUCAGCAAGAUUGAGAACCUGGAGCGCCUCAAGGAGCUGAACUACCUGAACUUGGCCGUCAACAACAUCACGCGGAUUGAGGGCCUGGAGCGCUGUGAGUCGCUGCGCAAGCUGGACCUCACAGUCAACUUUGUGGACAAGGCCGGCCUCCUCACCAUACAGCGCCUGCGCACCAACGCCGCCCUGCGUGAGCUGUAUCUCACGGGCAACCCCUGCCAGGACGUCCCCGGGUACCGCCAGUAUGUGGUGGCCAGCUUGCCUGCCCUGCAGCGCCUGGACGGAGUCGAGAUUACAGCGUCCGAGCGCAUCGCCGCAGCUCAGGCGCUGCCGGCCAUCCACGCACAGCUGCAGGCCGAGCUGGAGGCGGAGGGCGUGGAUGUGCCCGCCCUGCUGCGCCCCACUGCCAGGCGUGGCGGCCCCGCAGCAACGCCUCCGCAAGAGGCCCACGACGAGCUGGAGCCGGCCUGGGACGCUGCCGGAGAAGCGGUGCGGCCGUACUCCGCUGCGACCCGCCUGGCCGAGCACCGUGAGAUGGCCGCGCUGCGUGCAAAGGCGCAAGAGCAGCAGGAGCGUACUCGAGAGGGCGCCCUUGCUGGCGAAUCUCGCCCGCCUCCGCGCCAGGGCUUUGACCCGCUGCCCACCGCGGGGCGCAUCUAUCAGAAGAACGAGGGCAGGUGGGACUUCACUUUGGGCGAGGCUGCGGACGGGGCGGCGUGCGUGCUGGACGUGGCGGUGGGCCGCUUCCUGGACAGCAGCCUGCUGGCAGUCGACGUGCAGCCGCGCCUCGUGCGCGUCCUCAUCAAGGGCCGCCUCCUGCAGCUCGCCCUCGCAGCCGAGGUGUGCACCUCGCGCAGCGUAGCACAGCGGUCGCAGACGACGGGCCAUCUGGUGGUCACCAUGCCCCUCGCCUACCCGCACCUCGUGCCGAACCCGGUGCUCGCCCCGCCGCGAGCACCGCUGGCAGCCCGGGACUCCAAUGGGCGGGGCAGCCGGCAGGUCGAGGAGCGGGGCGGCAGAGGCGGGGCCGUGUCCACGCGCAUCCUGGCCCCGGAGAACAGCGAGGCGCAGGGCAAGCCAGGACCCGAGCAGGGGGCCGACCGGCGACCCGCCCAUCCCGGCCCCCGGGCAGGCCUCCCCGAGAAGAAGUCGUCCAUCAGCCGGAGCGGCGCUGCCGACACCGAUAUCCCGCCCCUGGAAUAAAGUUGGCGCAUGCAGUCGUCCUCGCGAGGGGCAGAGAUUUCCGGGCGGUGCGCGCGCUUCUUUCCUACACGGAGGCAGAGUCGCUACCGGGAAACUGGCAUCGGUAAUGACCGUUCGAAGAACCCCUAGCCGGAGGCACCGGGCCGC
This is a messenger RNA of Klebsormidium nitens, 1600 nucleotides long. Lineage: Eukaryota; Viridiplantae; Streptophyta; Klebsormidiophyceae; Klebsormidiales; Klebsormidiaceae. The record is from the annotation of a GenBank genome assembly.